AGCCCUCUGUCCUCUGGGAUAACACCUUAGUCCCCUGUCUUCUGGGAUUCUGUACCGCGGUGCUCCCGAGCUGCAGGAGCCUUCUGUGGGGUCAGCCCCCGUCUGAACAAGGGCUCCUGGACUUGCUGUAAUAGCAGCCCCAAGUUCAUUCGUUCCCACGUGCCCUGGAGGGGUGCUGGUCUCUGUGGUGCCCGCUGGUUUUUCUAGCGAUCUCUUUCGUUUCAUGGUUUGCAGGGGCGGUCCUUGGUGCCCUGCCGCGAUGCCGAAGUGGGGCCGUCACCGCGUGGCAAACACGGAGGUACCGCGCCUGGGCUUUCCGUGGUGUAGCGCUGCUUUCUGCCCCUGGGUCUGGGCUGGAGGCAACUCGGUUACAGAUUUAAGUGUUUUUUUUAAUGUUGCUGCUCAACAUCACAAGCUGUUUGCAGAAGAGUUUUAGUGAAUUUAGUACAGUGGAAUCCCUAGGUUUAAUGACAAGACCCAGAUUACACAGGUAGAAUUUUCUCCUUUCAGGCCUUGAUAGCUGACAGCUUUUAAAAGAUUUGGUUUGAGAUUGUUGUCACUUGGGUUUUGGCUUUGAAAGGGAUUAUUUUAUAGAUAACUGACUUUAUGGGUGGUCUAUGUAUUUGUAGGAGAGGGAAUUAUUUUUUUUGUGUGGUUCUUUCAGGUAUUAACAACCCUGAAAAAUACGUACCUGCCAUUUUCCACACUGUCUCAAAACAAGCUGCUGAGAAACCAGAUGUGAAUCAGAUAGUUUUUAUUAUUCUGUUCAAAUUUAUAUGCAAGCAUUCUUUUUCCUUACUGAAGCUGAGGCAGGAAUCAGAUUUCUUAAGAAGCACAUGCAAGGUGGUUUUGUCAGCAUAUAAAGGAGAGGUGGGGCUUUAAUAUUCUUGUUUUGGUGGUUAUUUAUGUGAAGACUGCGUUCUAAGGAAGAAAAUCUGUAAGUGAUGUAGAUAUAGCAUCUGAAGAUAUUGGAGAGGGAGGAGACUUGAGGAUCCUAAAGCUGCCUCUGAUAUUGCAGACAUUUAUCACAGUAAUAAUGUGUUGCAGUAGUUACCCUUAGUUUGGGAAGUCUGUUUGGCAGUGCUUGGGUCCUCUUUUAUUUCUAUUUCUCUGAGCUUGUGUGGGGACGGGAAUGGAGCAUGAAAUGCAAAGCUCAAAUGAGUUAUAUUGUGCCUUGAACUUGUAAAUGUGCACUCUGCCCUGAGGAAGCAAAACCACUGAAGUCAGUUGAGAAGAAGUGGUCCUGGAAGAUCUGGUGUAUUUAGAGGAAUAAAUUCAAAUAGAUUUCCAGAUCUUGCUGCUUUAUUUAAAGGGCCAUUUGUGACUUUUACAAGGUGUUGGUAAACAUCCUGUUAUACUGAACCAGAAUUUAGUUUCACACUUGGCUCUAAACAAGCAAAACUGUUGGUCUGUGCUAGGACUGAAUAGAUGUGGUUUGUUGGUGGUUGGGUACAGAGAACAAAUGCGAGAUUUCCUCACUUCCAGAACUGUUUGUACCUCCUGAGCAACACUAACCACAGCGUGUGCUGGCAAUAAUAUGUGCCAUGUCCUGUGCUGUGAUUCCAUUUCAAAUAAACUUUAUGUCCUGGGGCUAAUCUUUGGGUUUUUUUCCUGUGUAUUAUGUACAGGUUCUCCUGUUCUCCUUUUUGAUGAUGCUGUGGGAGUUGCCCCACUGAAGUCAGGAGGAGCAGUAGAAGGCUGAGUUGAUAUUCGGUGUCAGUGUUUUGUGUCCUCCGUACACAAACCUUCAGGCCCUUUGUGCCCCAAGGCCUGGGGGUGUCCAGGGGGCAGGGGCACAGCUGUGGGCACUGCUGCAGUUUGGAUCAAAGCCCUUGUUUGUUUGGCCUCAGCAGCUCUGAAUGGCCACUGGGUCCUUCACUGAUUCACACAUACCUGUCCCAGCCUUGGUCACACCCUGGGGAUCUGUUCUGUUGCACAGACUGUCCUACAAAGUCACUGCAUCUAGAAUUGUGUACCUACUGAAGGCAUCUGUUUUAAGUAUUAGUUUAAACAAUCAGCAAUAUUUAAUGACAUGAAGCAUCUUGGAUUACAAAGCUCCUGCAAGGAUGGGAAAAGUAUAAACAGAGCUCCUGAGACUCCGGAGGAAAUGCUUCAGCACAUGGUUAGUAUUACACCUGGGAAGUAAUCUUCUGAAAUAACAGAUCAUGGAAGACACCAGUUGUGUCUGUAGUCUUUGCUGGGCUGAGGCCUUGGUCACUAAUCAUAGUUCAAAAUUGAAGGUGUUUCACUUCAGUGUAAAAUGAGUUUUACAAGGAACAUGUUUGCAGGCAGUACAGACCUUCAACACACAAUUUGAAAGUAAUUUAGCAUGAGGAAGAGUCCCUAUUUAAUUUGAUAAUAGUAUAAUGCCUUUGGAUAGUUUAUUUUUUUGUCAGAUACAUGACUGAUACACAGGAGCUGUUUGGUUUUGAGGAGUGGUGUGUAUGUACCUGAGGAAGCCGUGGAGAGUCGAUUGCCCCAUUUUUGUUGAGGUGACUGACAGACUUUGGCAAGUGGCCGCACAGGUACUGGCGUGAGCGGAAUCUCGGCCGGGAUUCGGUCAGUGCCCAGAACUCUGGUCUGGGCGGGAUCCUCAGUUUAGCGUUGAAGUGACUCUGGCAACUACAAAUCCCAGGGAGCAUUGCUGGGAGCAGGGUUGUGCAGGAGGGUUGGCAUCCUGCAGGGACCAAUGGCAGCCGACAACUCCUGCGAUCCCUGCGUGUCAGCUGCCAGCGCUCCAAAGCGCCGGAGAGAGCUGGAGAGCGGCGUGGGAGCUGCCUGUUGCCCUGGGCUGAUUUAAAGUCCUGUGUGAGCUCUGAAUUGAUAUUGUGUUCUACAACCUCUGUGCCGGCUGGAAAAAGCCCGCGGGAGUAGUGCCGAUGGAUGCGAUUCUGAACUGCAGCGCGGAGGAUUUGGAGGAUUACUACAACUUGCUGGGAUGCGACGAGCUCUCGACGGUUGAACAAAUUCUUGCAGAAUAUAAGAUUAAAGCCCUUGAAUGUCAUCCUGACAAGCAUCCUGGAAAUCCCAAAGCAGUGGAGAGUUUCCAGAAGCUGCAGCAAGCUAAGGAGAUUCUCACUAACGAAGAGAGCCGGGCGCGCUACGAUUACUGGCGGCGAAGCCACAUCACCAUCCCCUUCCAGCAGUGGGAGGCCCUGAGCAGCUCGGUGAAAACGGUUGGUGCUAAGUUGGGCCUUCAGGAGGAAGGGAGGUCAAUGCACUGGGCUGUCCAAAGUAAGAAGGACCAAAUGCUGGAGGCUCCUGACUUCAGUAAUACCAACAUAACUAAUGAGAUUUGGACCCAACAGACGGAAAACAAUGAAGAUGGAUUGUUGGGAGGGAACAGAGAGCAAGAUGAUGUUGCAAUUCCUGAUGUGAAACCACAGUCUUCGAAGAAUCCAGACUCCCCAAGAUUUUCAGAGGGAAAUUACUGGCACUUGCGUUUCCGCUGGUCAGGUGAUGCCCCAUCAGACCUCCUGAGGAAAUUCAGAAACUAUGAGAUCUAAAAUGCAAAAUAUACCAGAGCAUGAGAUCACGUGUUCGACAGUGCAGUAUUUUUUUUUGUCAGCAGUUAUAAGUUAUUUGUGUUUUGUAUUCACUCAUUGUAACGUGAACGUUGUUCCAGUCAAUGUCUAAAUACUGAUUUAACACACGUGCUGUGAGCAUUGCAGGUGGAGGUCUUUUUGUUUAACAAGAAAAGCCUUUUCAGUAUUAACAUGAAAUGAUUUUGUGACGUUA
Chiroxiphia lanceolata (lance-tailed manakin) is the source of this 3738-nucleotide messenger RNA. It is a transcript of the gene DNAJC12, whose product is annotated as DnaJ heat shock protein family (Hsp40) member C12. NCBI's taxonomy places the organism in Eukaryota, Metazoa, Chordata, Aves, Passeriformes, Pipridae. The transcript has 7 exons. Gene Ontology annotation, cellular component: cytoplasm. The record is from RefSeq and is a predicted model, not a curated record. Bases 2880 to 3506 code for a protein of 208 amino acids.